GUCACCGUAUCGGCUGUCUGUCCACUCCGCGACUGACAUCCCGUAUUUUUCUUCUUAAGCUACGCCGAUCCCCAAUUCCCCAGACUGCCCUCUCUCUCUUCUUCCUCUUCUCUUCUCUCACUCUUGUCCUGCCUUCAUCAUCUCCCUCCGAUGAUCGAUUCUCUCUUCCGCUUCAUCUCGCGUCCUGUUCCUAUAUCUUACCAUCCCGUCUGAGUUCUCUUCUGCUUCCUGCAAAUCCUUCUCCAUGACCACGGUCAUCGAAAACCAGAACCGUCAAUACGGCGGCAUGGCCUUCGACAAUGUCUACCACCAUAACAUCCCCCAUCAUAAUCCUCACUUCACAGAUCCGUGGACUGCUGCUCACACAUCCGCACACACGCCCUCUUCCAUCUACGCAACCUCCAUCAGCUCCAACCAGCUGGCCAUGAACCCCGUCAAGCACGAAGAAGUCUCGCGACCGACCGCUAUGUCCAUGCCGUACCCCAGCAUCUCCGUGUCCGCGCCGUCUUUGGUUCCGGGUGCCAGCUACCCAACCGCCGGUUACGAGAGUCCCGAAGUCAUGGGUAUGCCGCACGGCAUCCCUCGAACCACCUUUGAACAAGCUCCCGCCUAUCCGGCCUCGUCCAUCGCCAAUUUCCCCCCAAGCCACGCGCCACUGAACUACUCGCAGUCUCUGCACCCUCAAUCGCAGGAGGCCCGCCGGAUGUCCAAUCCCGAUGCUCGAGCCAGCCAACCACAAGCUCCAUUGGCUCCGACAUUUGGUGACGCACUGGAUGCGAGUCGUGGCAUGGUCGCUCUGAGCCAGGACCUGACUCCUCGAAACCUCUAUCCCCGCAAUUCUCAGGGUUCCGCCGAUUCGUAUGGCUUCCCGUCUGCUCACUCCUCUGCUUCGUCUGCGUCCUCGGGGGCAAGCUACCCUUACUACAGCGCUUCAGUGGGUUCUGUGGAGUCUUCCGUAACGGAUUACAGCUCUGCGUCCGAAUCCUACGACAACCUCACUUCGAGGACUCUACCACGUCCACCAAGCCUUCUGGCUGCCAGUACCCCGCCAGCGCCACAGGCCAUGAUGGCUCGGUUCAGCUCGAAGAUGCCAUCCAACACGCAAAAGAAGCACAAGUGCAAGGUGUGCGACAAGCGGUUUACGCGUCCUUCGUCUUUGCAAACGCACAUGUAUAGCCACACGGGUGAAAAACGUGAGUCUCUCAACAACAACAAUGACGACCUCUGUCGUAGUGCGAGACGCUAACAGGUUCGCGAUCACAGCAUUCAAAUGCGAAGUAGAAGGUUGCGGCCGUCAUUUCUCAGUCGUAUCCAAUUUACGUCGACACCAGAAGGUCCACAAGACCGGCCGGGAAAAUGCCUCUGGUGAGGACGAAUAAUUUACGUUAUCAAGCCGAUGGCAUAAUACGUUUCGAAUUUUUUUUUUUUUUUUUUUUUUGUUUUUCAUCGGGUUUCUCACCUACUUCCUUGCCUUUGAUCUCGGUCGCACGUUCGUUUUAUUGCUGUUGUCGUUCUGUUCGGAUGGUCGAUUCAGGAUAUUCACCGAUACGCCCGGAAGGGCGCACAUUUGGUGUCUUAUUACAUACGAUCCGAUUUUUUCCCUUUCCCCCCUUGCUCGGCUUCGUGUUCUUGUACAACAGUUUCCGUGUUUUCUCCCGUUUUUAACUUUUUUUUUUUCUUUCAUCUUUGUUGAUUGGGCAGAGGAGUUGAUACCCAACCGGUUUUUGUCACGGAUGCACUGCGAGGGCUAAAAAGGGGAUUUCCUAUUGAUCCUUUCCUUAUAAUUAUUAACGACUACAUAUAGAGGGGGCCGGUUGUUUUAUUUGUUUUCUGCAUAUUCGUUCGCUGAUACAAGGGAUCCCCUUUCUUAUUUGGCUUUUCCUGCCUUGUUUUGUGGAAUAUAUUUUCAACAUACAUGCUUGUCUGUUUAUCUGUUUAAUGAUGUUAUUGUCGGAUACCAUCUGGGUUGUUAUAAGUGCGGGUUGUGUUAUGUUUUCUGUCUGAUUGUGGCAUGCAUUUAUUUUUAUUUGGUGGAAAAAUCUUCAACGAGGGUCUCCGCCUUUUAUGGUUCUUGUUGGCAGUUACCCAUCUUCACUUUCAUUCCGUCUCUUUUUCUUGUUUUCUCUUCUGGUUCUGGGAAAGAUAUGGGAGCGGCCAACAUAGAAUGGACUAACAUAACAUUAACAUAUCAUAUACAUUGUGUAUAAUUUGUGAAGUUUGAACAGGCUCAGAGACCCGGAAAAUGGACCUCGGAACUGUCGCUACCUUCAUUUAUUAUAUUAUCUAAUGCUUAUACAAAAUGAAUCAAGC
Messenger RNA from Monascus purpureus, 2310 nucleotides. NCBI's taxonomy places the organism in Eukaryota, Fungi, Ascomycota, Eurotiomycetes, Eurotiales, Aspergillaceae. The record is from the annotation of a GenBank genome assembly.